This is a messenger RNA of Amphimedon queenslandica, 1332 nucleotides long. Its product is annotated as alpha-methylacyl-CoA racemase-like. The coding region runs from base 18 to 1175 and encodes 385 amino acids. The record is from RefSeq and is a predicted model, not a curated record. Gene Ontology annotation, biological process: bile acid metabolic process. Lineage: Eukaryota; Metazoa; Porifera; Demospongiae; Haplosclerida; Niphatidae. The transcript is spliced from 16 exons. Gene Ontology annotation, cellular component: mitochondrion. Gene Ontology annotation, molecular function: alpha-methylacyl-CoA racemase activity.
UAUCUAGCAAACUAGCAAUGGCACUCAGAGGCAUAAAAGUAAUAGAGAUGGCUGGAUUAGCUCCAGUUCCCUUUGCUGGGCUGCUGCUAGCAGAUUUUGGUGCUUCUGUUAUACGAGUGGACAAACCCAAUGAACUAGUGCCAAUCAAUCUAAUGGGACGAAAGAAACGAUCGAUUUGUAUCGAUGUCAAGAACCCAAAUGGUGUAGGCGUGGUAAAGAAACUAUGCAGGAGUGCCGACAUUCUCCUUGACUCUUACCGACCGGGAAUUAUGGAGAAAUUUGGAAUGGGUCCAGAUAUCCUGUGUUCCAUUAAUCCAAGACUUAUAUAUGCAAGACUGACUGGUUUUGGACAAAAGGGCCCGUUGUCUUCAAGAGCUGGUCAUGAUAUUAACUAUCUUGCUAUAUCUGGGAUUCUAUCAGCAUUAGGCAAAGCAAAUGACAACCCAUUCCCACCAAUCAAUCUUCUUGCUGAUUUUGCUGGGGGUAGUCUGAUGUGCCUUCUUGGGAUAUUAAUGGCUUUAAUGGAGAGAGAGAAAUCAGGAUUUGGUCAAGUGGUGGAUGCUUCCAUGACUCAAGGAGUUGCAUAUUUGAGCACUUUUCUAACAGACGUGAAACGGAUUCAUUUGCCAGUGAGAAAAGAGAAGAGAGGAUACGGUAUGCUUGAUGGAGGUGCACCUUUUUAUACCACAUAUGAGACGUCUGAUGGUGAAUUUAUGGCAGUUGGUGCCAUUGAGCCACAAUUUUAUAGAGCACUGUUAGAUAAACUUGGGUUGGACAACUCACUUUUAGCAGAGCAAAUGGACAUGACGAAAUGGGAAUCAACAAAGGAAAUGAUUGCUAGAGUAUUUUUAACAAAGACAAGAGAAGACUGGACCAAGAUAUUCUCAGAUAUUGAUGCAUGUGUUGAACCUGUUCUAUCAAUGAAAGAAGCACCACAGCAUCCACACAACAGGCACACAAAGACUUUUUCACUUGAUCCAGAAAUUCAAGAAUUCGUUCCAAACCCUGCUCCUGUGUUGUCCAGAACCCCUGCAAGCAUUGGUUCUUUUGACCAACCAGAUAUUGGGCAAAACACAAUGGAAAUACUAAAUGAGCUCCAGUACACAGAAGAAGAAAUUUCUAAAUUAAUCAUAGACGGAGCUGUCAAGCAGAACGAGAUUAAAUCAAAGAUAUAGAUUCAAGAGUGAAUGCAUAUAUUUUUAGAACAGUUUUAGUCAGGCAGGCCCGACUGACUAGGUUAUACAUGUAAAUUUACAUGUACAUGUAUAUACUUGCCUGUUAAUUGUAAUAAUUUAUUAUUUUUAUCAUGGUUGAAUAAUCCAGCAAAUCAAA